Symbiodinium sp. CCMP2456 is the source of this 1389-nucleotide messenger RNA. Lineage: Eukaryota; Dinophyceae; Suessiales; Symbiodiniaceae. The record is from the annotation of a GenBank genome assembly.
AUGGUGGCAGUGACGCAAGCGAUUGAGCACGAACCACUCUUCGAGUUCAAUCCGGCUGCACCGGAGUUCAGUCCGUCGCAGUUUCCCGUGGACGGCGACUCGACAGGUUCCAUGCUGGGGUCUUCCGAGCGGCUGGCGAAGAGGGUCGGAUGCAAGAAUAAUCGUCCGCCGUUGCCUCAAGACCGUGGCGAGAAGGAAAGUGCGAGUGGGCAGGAGCCAGAGCCGGAAUCACGAGCUCUGAGCUGCUCUCCACUGCUUCCGCGCCGUUCGGGCCACCCAUCCCAGCGACAGGCAGGCAGAAGGCCCUGUGCGACUGCACCAGCUUCACCUGCCCUCAGCAUGGGUGGAAAGCUAGGGCCCUGCCGCCGCGGCAGCGAAGAGGUCUCCACACUGGUCAUAAAAAACUUGGCGUUAGACUUCCGCAAGGAGGAUGUGGAGCUAUUUCUGGAAAGCAUGUGCGUGGGAGCUGCCGAGGUUGACAUGCAUGUCGACCCCGCCAGUGGAUCCUUUCGAGGCACGGCGUUCGUCCGGUAUGCUUCCCCUGCAAAGGCACGGGAGGCUUUGCAGAAGCUUGGGCCGUCUCCAGACAUUGGUGGUAGAAAGGCGAGAGUCGAGGUUCAGAAGUCCAAGAACCUCUUUGGUCGCAGAAAUGCAGGUGGCGAGUUGCCGCAGGAGCUAACCCUGGUGCAACAAGAGAUAGAGCUGUUCCUGCAAGGCUUCGAGACAGAGGUUUGCCUCUCGGCUACUUUCGAUGCCCAUCAGCGCAAGUAUGCCCACUCGUUGGCAGAAAGGCACAAUCUCGUGCAUGCCACAAGACAAAAUGAAAGUGGGCAGACGUACGUCUACCUUAGCAAGUGCCGGCCGAGCCAAGCCGCCGGGAACAGGAAGAAGGCUUUCUCGAUGGAUGCUCGUGGUACGCCUCAGCUCGGUGCAGCUGGAGGCGCACUAUGCGACAUGGGCUACGAGGCACAGAGUCAGAGCUGCUAUGUCGGGCCUAUGUCUCCUCCAGGCCUCCUGUUCCAAGGGCUGGAGUUGGGCACGCCGGUCCUGGGACCCGAGUUGCUGGCAGGGUCCGAGGAUGCCAUGUUCAUGCUUCCCAGCGCAGCAGUACCACUUCUUCCUCCUGGAAUUGAUCCUUCGAUUGGUCUGCCAGGGGUGACGCUGCCACCAGCGUGGCCUGCCGCUGGCAUGGUGUUAGGGACUGAGCCCCCGCCUGGCCUCGGCUUAGAGCUACAAGGUCUUGCAGAGCUUGCUGAAGGACUUUGCAAAGACCUGGUGGAUCCAGAGGAGUUCCACUUGGAUUUCAAGCACGCCUGUCCUCCGUCUGAUUCGGCAAUGUCCACGGAGGACAGAAGCUCCCAGCGAAGUGACGACACCGAUCACUGCUGA